CUUUUCCUUUGCACACGUUUUGAUAAAUCUCCCUUUAUAUUGUUAUAGCAUUCUCAGUUCUUUUAGAGAUACUUUCUAUGAAUGCACAGAUUGUGGCUAUCCUAUGUCUGGGUGACGGGGGCUCCAUGGCAUGCUCCCAUCCCUUCUCAAGUUGGUGGAAGAAAAUUUAUUGGAAAAUGGACAUCUUUACAGUUCCUUUGCUUGACUACAGUCAGUUUUGGAUUUUUAAAGGUGGUAGAAGUAUCUGGAUGGACGUAUCAUUACAGCACGGAGAUGCUCACAUGGAAUCAAUCCUAUCAUUGGUGUAAAAGCAAUUUCACAGACAUGGUUGCCAUUCAAAACAAAGAGGAAAUCUCUUUUUUAACUGACUACCUGCCUGGAGGCGAUUCCCACUAUUGGAUUGGCUUACGAAAAAUAAACAAUAUUUGGGUUUGGAUUGGAACCAACAAAUCUCUAACGCAACAGGAAGAAAACUGGGCACAAUUUGAGCCAAAUAACAAAAAGAAUAACCAAGACUGCGUCGAGAUUUACAUUAAAAGAUCACAUGAAACGGGAAAAUGGAACGAUGAACCUUGCACUCGGAAGAAAAAGGCGCUCUGUUAUCUAGUCAGCUGCAGUGAUUCUUCAUGCAACAAUCAUGGGGAUUGUAUGGAAACUAUACAAAAUUAUACCUGCAAAUGCUGGCUGGGCUUCUACGGAGCAAACUGUGAAAAUGCUAUAUCUUGUAGGUCUCUGCAGAUUCCAUCACAUGGGCAAAUGGUCUGCUCGGACACAUUGGGAACGUUCCAGUAUAACUCUGUUUGCAACUUCAGUUGUGAAGAAGGAUUCCAGAUGACAGGAACAAGAUCAUUGUCCUGCCAGGACUCCGGAAAUUGGUCUGAAUCUAUCCCAACAUGUAAGGCUGUAUCUUGCUCAGCUCUAGAAAAUCCAUCACAAAGUCACAUGAACUGUUCCCAUACUUUCGGAGCAUACAAGUUUAGAUCCAUUUGUGAAUUCACGUGUAAAGAUGGAUUUCAAUUAAAAGGAUCAAACUUUCUAUUGUGCCAACAUUCAGGAGAAUGGUCAGAACCUGUGCCGAAAUGUAUUGCUGUUCCUUGUACGGCCCUGCAGGGUCCAGAACAUGGUAAAGUAAAUUGUUCUGAUCCAUUCGGUGCGUUCAGGUAUACAUCCAUGUGUAACGUCACUUGUGAAGAAGGAUUUGACUUACAAGGAACAUCAUCAUUAUGGUGCCAGGACACAGGAGAGUGGUCUGACCCUAUACCCACAUGCGCAGCUGUAUCUUGCUCAGCUCUAGAAAAUCCAUCACAAAGUCACAUGAACUGUUCCCAUACUUUCGGAGAAUACAAGUUUAGAUCCAUUUGUGAAUUCACGUGUAAAGAUGGAUUUCAAUUAAAAGGAUCAAACUUUCUAUUGUGCCAACAUUCAGGAGAAUGGUCAGAACCUGUGCCUAAAUGUAUUGCUGUUCCUUGUACGGCCCUGCAGGGUCCAGAACAUGGUAAAGUAAAUUGUUCUGAUCCAUUCGGUGCGUUCAGGUAUACAUCCAUGUGUAACGUCACUUGUGAAGAAGGAUUUGAAUUACAAGGAACAUCAUCAUUAUGGUGCCAGGACACAGGAGAGUGGUCUGACCCUAUACCCACAUGCGCAGCUCAGAAUGAUCCCCCUGAAACUCAAACACAGGUUAACCCAGCAUCUUAUGUUAUUCCAAGUUUAGGGCUAAUGCUCUCUGGGAUGGCAGUGGCAUAUGGAAUAAAUUACUAUAGGAAGAAAAAAAAUCCAGGACUCCUGAAAUCAGAGAUAGAGAAUAUUAAUACAUUUGAUAAUCCUGCAUUUGAAGAUACCAACAGACCAAUUGACCUAUGAUUGGUUGAAAAGUUUCUUCCUUUGUCUAUUGUCAAAAAUUACCACGUGAAUGCAAGAACAUUCUUACGCACAAAAAAACAAAUAUGCAAAAUGUUUAUUAAGUUUGUUACAUUGUUUACAGUAAAUUGUUAUCCAGAUUUUCUAUUUCUAUGAAUAUGUAAAGUAAAU
Messenger RNA from Hyla sarda, 2028 nucleotides. RefSeq names its product P-selectin-like. Gene Ontology annotation, biological process: heterophilic cell-cell adhesion; response to cytokine; leukocyte tethering or rolling. Bases 82 to 1860 code for a protein of 592 amino acids. The record is from RefSeq and is a predicted model, not a curated record. Lineage: Eukaryota; Metazoa; Chordata; Amphibia; Anura; Hylidae. Gene Ontology annotation, cellular component: membrane; external side of plasma membrane. The transcript has 13 exons. Gene Ontology annotation, molecular function: sialic acid binding; oligosaccharide binding.